AUGGCCGGAAUACCACCAUCUGCGGCAGAACGCCGCACAUUUGCAAGCUUUUUUGCAAAACCUAAGGCUAUCAACACUAAUGUUGAUUUUGAAAGUAGUCCGAAACGAGAUUCGGGUGAUAAGACUGUGAAUGAUGUGAUUCUCUUUGAAGGAGACGAUAAUGCCGUAGUUGAUCCAAAGAUUCAGGUUGCGAGCGAAUUGCGACUGAGCUCGAAGGCGCAAGGGGAUUUCGACACUCAGCGUAACUCUGCCCAGCCAGAGACUUUGGAAACUAUAGUUGUUGACGAUCUGCACCUGGGUCAUAGUGCGCAAGGGGAUGCUGGGUUACAGUUGCAAACGUCACAACUCGAUCUAGAUGAAAGAAAUGGACCUCAUGUAGCCAUUGAGCAAGGGAAUAAAUUUGCGCUCCUUCAGAUUUGUGAUGAUGAUGGUGAUGUAUCUGGAAAUGGUGAUGAGGAGGAUCCUAUUAUUGAUCUUACGUUGGUUACGGGUAGAGAAUCCGUGAUUGGUGGUCCUCAAGGAUUGUAUGGCAAAAAUUCAGAAAUGGUGGCUGGUCUAGAAAUGGAAGCUGUGACAGUUAAUGACAUUCUGCAACCAGAAAUUAUUAAGCCAUCACUGAAAUACCCUGAUGAUUCGUUUCCAGCAGAAAGUGAAGAUGGAAGUGAUGCUGCUACUGAUAGGGGAACAUGGUCAGAAGGGGAUAAGGAAAGGCUAACAUUGGAUACUGAACGUGGGAUCAAGACUGGGGUAAAGAAAAAGAAACGCGGUAGGAAAACAAGGGAGCAAAUCGCCAAGGAGCUUGAAGGGGCUGAGCUUCGGCGAUCACUUCGCUUUCAAUAA
This is a messenger RNA of Oldenlandia corymbosa var. corymbosa, 840 nucleotides long. NCBI's taxonomy places the organism in Eukaryota, Viridiplantae, Streptophyta, Magnoliopsida, Gentianales, Rubiaceae. The record is from the annotation of a GenBank genome assembly.